Sclerotinia borealis F-4128 is the source of this 744-nucleotide messenger RNA. The record is from the annotation of a GenBank genome assembly. NCBI's taxonomy places the organism in Eukaryota, Fungi, Ascomycota, Leotiomycetes, Helotiales, Sclerotiniaceae.
AUGAAGCGUUCCUACUCUCAAAGCAACCUUCAUCAAGAGCAAGAUACUUCCGCGCUGGAUUCCAAGCAUUGCAAGAAGAAACGCUCGUUGUCAGCCUCCGAAGAAAUCAGUGUCAAUUCUGUCGAGCCAUCCUCCAAACGUCCUAAACUCACAGAAAAGAACUUGCACCUCUGCGAAAUGCAAUCCUCCACUACUCAGUUCCAAUCUCAACGAUCUCAUCCACCUACUUUGUCAACUACCAAGACAUCACGAUCGAACUCGAUACCUACAAGCGAUUCGAUGUUUGGUAAUGCUGCCAAUACCAAUCACAUCAACGACCCUAUCACUUCCACUGAACCUGCCAAUCUCGACGAUUGGAAAGAAAUAAUCAACAGAAGCCGUGAUACGGCUUCUCCGGACGAAAAAGACGAAACACUAUGCGAGGUUCCACCAAAUCUUGGAUUCAAUAAUAAUCUGUCGCAUGCGCAGCCUGAUCUCUUGGAGGGAUAUGAUCUAUCGGCGUUCCGACCAUUUGAAGCCAGAGAAGAACUAGGCGGGACGGCUGUACUCAAGCGUGGUCCAAGUGCUACUACACUACCGCACUUUGCUGGGGAAUUGAAGGGUCCUGGGAAAAGUUUAAAGAAAGCAGACAUGCAAGCAGCUUACGAUGCUGCGAUUAUGGUACAUGGAAGAAAGAGGAGGAGGGGUGGGGGAUGGCCGACCGACAACGCGCCAUGCGUAACGUUGCAUGUAUCAUAUGAGUAG